This is a messenger RNA of Aphidius gifuensis, 762 nucleotides long. RefSeq names its product H2.0-like homeobox protein. The record is from RefSeq and is a predicted model, not a curated record. Gene Ontology annotation, molecular function: sequence-specific DNA binding; DNA-binding transcription factor activity, RNA polymerase II-specific. Gene Ontology annotation, biological process: regulation of DNA-templated transcription. NCBI's taxonomy places the organism in Eukaryota, Metazoa, Arthropoda, Insecta, Hymenoptera, Braconidae. The coding region runs from base 41 to 754 and encodes 237 amino acids. The transcript is spliced from 3 exons.
UAUUUGUGUUUGUUAAUUGAGAGAAAAAAAUAAUAUAAUUAUGGAAGAACAAGAUAGUGAAUUAUCAAUUGAUAAAAAUAUAUCAUCAUCAUUAAAAUUUGGAAUAGAUAGAAUUUUAUCAAGUGAUUAUCAUCAAGACAAAUCAACAUGUCCAGAUUUUACAGUUCAAUAUAAAAGCCAAUAUUGUAGUACAACUCCAGUAUCAACACAAUGUCUUUGUACUGGUAAUUGUACAAGGUGUAUUAAUUACAGAUGUUUUACAAAUGGAUCACAUCUUUGUUUAUCACCAGUAACAUCAAAUUACAUGAAUUUACUUGAUAAAUAUCAAAAUUUACAUAGACCAUCACCAGUAAGACCAUUACCACGAUUGCCUGUGACGACAUCAUCAAGUGGAAAAAAUAGAAGAGAAGGUGGAACCAGAAGAAAAAGAUCCUGGUCGAGAGCAGUAUUCAGUUCGUUGCAAAGAAAAGGCCUAGAAAGAAGAUUUUCAAUACAAAAAUAUAUAACAAAACCAGACAGAAGACAACUUGCUGCUACUUUGGGUCUAACUGAUGCACAGGUCAAAGUCUGGUUCCAAAACAGACGGAUGAAAUGGCGUCAUACAAAAGAGGGAGACAACACGACAUCAUCUCCUGCUGAUUCAACCCAGCAGGAUGCUCCAAAAAAUGAUGAUGAUAAUUCCAAGUGUCUUGAAGAUAUACAAGACUCUGAUGACAGUGUUGAUGAUGACACAGAGAUAGAAGUUGAAAUUUGAUACUAAAA